This is a messenger RNA of Amoebophrya sp. A120, 4468 nucleotides long. Lineage: Eukaryota; Dinophyceae; Syndiniales; Amoebophryaceae. The record is from the annotation of a GenBank genome assembly.
CGCUGAUUUUUGGACGAACAAUUGGAAUUGCGUGGAGGAUCAUCACAGUACCAACGCUUGUACAGUUGCUUUUUUUCGCAGAUCACGACGAUCAUUUGACGAUCAUUACUUUCCUACGAGUCACGAGUUGCCACCAGUCACUUCGUUCACGACCACCACCAUGUUGGAACAGCACACAACUGUCGUCUCCAGUCCUGCCCCUCCUCCUCCUAUCCCCUCCUCUUUCUCGCUGUCUCGCUACACUGCGAAACUGCCCGACUCGGCGGUCCACGAGGUGCAGCAAUGGAACCGCGGGCUCUCGGCGGUGGACCGCCGGAGGAAGCUUUGUGCCAUGAGCGAAAACCCAUUCAAGUUCCUCCGGGGCGCGGACCAUCUAUGCAUCCUGCAAAAGUUGUCGCGGUCGUGUAGUAUCUAUCGUAGACUAGUUUGAAUUGCAUCUUCGCAGGUUACAAAAAAAAAUUGUUGUCAACGUGGAAAACGCAACUUGUAAAAAUGCUCAUAUGAGAGAGAUCUGUCUUCAAUGUCAUGCAAGAUUGCAAGAGUUUUCUUACAUAACUAGUACUCAUGCGAUAUUAUUUUUGCACUGGAUGCCACCUCUUUUUCGACGAUUUUUCCUGCCCCGCGAAAGCCAGCAACUUGGAGGACGAGGGGCGAGUAUCAUCACCGCCGCAAGGACCAGCACGACCAGAGGAACUCGCAAGUGAUGCGUUUUUAGCUUUCAAGCUGUGGACCCAGGGGGAUUUGCACUUGGAGAAUCUCGGCAGCUGGAAAAACGCGAAGCGGCAGGUGGUGUUAUGCACUGCAAAAGUAUAAUCGUACUCGUAUAAAUUGCAUUCAUGCAUGACAAAUCUUUUUCUAACCUGAAACAGCAUUACAAAUUCUACUUGUAGCGUUCUUGCCGGAAUUUGUGAUGCGAUUUAUACUAGUAAGUACGAUACUUUUGCACAGGAUAGGUGUACUCCAUGAACGAUUUUGACGAGAGUACGAUUGCGGACUGGAGGUACGACAUCUAUCGGUUGGGAGUCAGCAUCGUGCUGCAGCAAAACCGUUUGUCGCAGAAAGCGGAAAGAGAAGCCGGAGGAGCUUAUUUCCGCACUGACAGAAACGUACGGGAUGAAGAAUUACAGGCACGGGAAGUGAAGAUCCAAGCCUUCCUGCAAGCUUUCGCGGUGGGCUAUUUCCAAGAAUUUCCGAUUUUGGUGGAAAAAAGCAAGAACAACCAGCAAAUCCACUUCGACCGAGCGAGUAUGGAAACCAGUCCAGAGAUCAGAGAGUACCUGCAAGAGUUGGAACAGUCCCCCCACGGGUUCCGGAGACGGAAACUUUUAGAUAAAUGGGCCCCGGUGGACGCGUCUGUUGGCGAUCGGAGGUUCAGGAAAAAGAACUUUGCGAAAUUGUCCAAAGCGCCAGAAUAUGUAUUGCAAAAGAACUAUCGUGCUCGCACGAAGUAAUUGAAAUUUUUGCAUGAAGUACAAAUUCUCUCAGCAUGACGAAAAAUGAAAUUAGUCUGUCAUGCUGAAAAAUUUCAAGUGCCUAAGAUUUGUCAUGCGGUACUGCAAUUACUAGAAGUGCGAUAGAGGUACUCUUGCAAAGGAUACAGAAGAGAUCCGGAACAUGGUGAUUACGUCCAUGGUAUGCAUUGCAAAUAUGUCUGGGUCUGGAUGAUUGCCAGGCUUGUCAUGCAUCUUUUGCAGCCUGACCCAUGGCGCCUGUAAUGCAUGCCCUAGCAUCACCGAUUUUUACAGCGCUUCCUGAUGCUUAGUCCGCAUGACAAAUGCCCUCCCCGCGUAGCACAAACUGGACUCUCCUGCUCGUCCUCAUGCAACACAGAUUUUUUUGGAAUCCAAAGACAGCAUCACAAGUUACGAUCUUCCAGACCCAGACAUAUUUGCAACGCAUACAUGGACACGUAUUAUGCGAGUCUCACGCCCGAGGCGAGGCUGCAAUUACCCGUGAUCGAGUUUCUCGGGUUCAAGUAUCCCAGAGAAACAAGCUGGCCGCGGGUCAUAUUUGUAAUUGAGAAACUGAAACACUAAGACUCAAUGCACGAAAAAUCAAGAUCAUGUCUUACCUGAAGCAAACAGCACGCGAUGGGUUUCUUGCGCGUGACACCUUUCUCUGCGUACGUAUUUUUGCAUACUUAACAGAGAGGGUCCUCGACCUGCCGGCUUUUUUCUUUUGGAUACGGAGGACGUGGCGCUGCGGAACCUGCAAGGAACCGGCAGUCUCGGUGCAGGAAGGUAUUACCUGCUUCUGGACGGACCGACCUCCUCGCUGGACGAUGAUAUCAUCCUGGAAUUGAAGCAGCAAGCGCGACCCUCUGGUUUGUUCUGGCUAGGGUUUGACGCGUUGCGGGAUUACGUGCAGGGGUUUCGCGAUAACGACGCGGCGCGGCACAACACCGGUUACCACCGACUAACGCAGAUAUCCAACGCAAAAGUGAGUAUUGCGCUCGUACUAAUUAUGGCAGUCCUUCAUGACAGAGCCAUGGCGAUGGCCUUGGGGCAAUCAGCUGCAUUAGAAAUUGCAUUUUUUAUUUUUAGCCCUCUCGGAAAGGAAAGAAUAACAAAUGUGUUGCAGCUGCAAUUUACACUAAUAUCAAGUAGGUAAAGUACGUGCGCGAUACAUUAACAUUUGCAUUGCAUAGUAAGACGCGGAUCCGUAUUUGGGGUAUUUCAUCGAUGCCGCACCGGGGAUCACCUACGCAGUGCGCGAGCUGUCCCCGUACAAGACGGAUUUUCCCUUCAAGAAAUUUUUCGGCCAGGAGCAGGCGUUUCUGCGGAUCUACGCGCAGAUUGGCCGGAUUGUCGCCCGGUCGCACUUUCUGUCUUCCAACGGGACGAUUGCGGAGUUUUUUGCGGAGAAGGAAAUGGUGCAGCAGGGUACAGCGGGUCCUGGGGAUACUCAAAAAAGCACCGAAGGACCUGCAGGCGUGAACCUCCUCGACAAGAUGAACAAUUACACAGCUAUUACACUAAAUACCGGCACCAGGGGCGCAACUGUCGCAAAGACCAUGAACAUUUGGAUCGAGGAGAAAUUCAUACCGGUAUCUUUAAAUUACGCCGCGCAAACGGGAAAAUACUUUUCUGCCUUCAAAACGUUCGUCGACACCGUGGAGGGAUUUAACUGCUCCAACACUUUAUCCUCUGCAAAAGUAAGAAUGACGUCGCGUACUACCUGUGGAUGUCGAUGUGAUCCUGGUUGCGAUAGUGCAUCACAAGCGUAGUAGUUCCCAAGGCAAAGCAGCAACACAAUUUUUUUCGGUCUUCCUCGCGCGGAAACUAUCGAUUUGGGGGGUUAUUUACAACAGAGACAGCUAGUCAGUACGCGCAAUGCUUUUGCAGUGCAUACACUCUGGGCGAAAUCACGUACGCGGACGGGUACAUCUGGGGAGCGUCAAACUACUUCACCAAAAGCUCGGCGAAGUAUGUGAGUGCACAAAUCCCCUGUCCCACCAUUUGCCAUGCAAAAUCCCAAACCCACGUGCUGCCCUCUGGCACUCUUCGCAUGAGAAAUUCCGGAUGAAGCCGAAACUUUGUUACUUAUGCACAGGGUUCUCGUGUGGGUUUGGUGGCUUUUGUACGAAAUUGUAUUGGUCAGUGUUCAUGAUCAUGCGAUGCCUAUGCCUUACAACAAAUCAAUGGAAAUGAAGAGGGGGAGUUGUUUUUGUUCCCUCUCAUACGAAGGCGGCGGCGGGCGACGGUGGCGUGGUGCCCAGGACUGCGCCGGAAAACAACAGCACAAGGGCGGGUGCAUGCACUUCUGGAGCGGUUUUUUCGGACGGAUUAAGUAGGACCUCUUCAAACUCCAGGGAAAGCAGUGGAAGUUCUAGCACUUUCGGAAGCAGUACGACGCACGAGCAUGUGGAGAGUGGAACACAGGAAGAACAUCACCAAGGUACUAGGGGGAACUCACGCCAGGAAAAGAACGCCAACAAGAACGCCGCGCCUGCAGCGCCGCCGCGGGUCACAGUGCCGCAGAAGUACGAUCACGAUGCGAAUUUUACGAACGCCGGCAUUCCGCUCACGAAUCCAGGAGGAAGUGAAAGAGCAAGUCCAGCAGCAUCCACGAGCGGAACGGGCACGGCGGGGCAAAUGAGCACUUUGGUGGAACUGAAGGCGUUGCAACGCGAAAUCAGCGAGACACAGUACACCAUGGGCGGAGGUUUUUUCCUCCUGUUCCUGCUCUUCUUCUCUCUCUUGCUCCGGCCGCGGGUCAUGCUGGGAUUGGGUAGUCGGGAACCGUAUGGUGAAACGAGUAGAAACUUUGCACAACCUUCUGGAAGGGACAAUGAGGAUGACGACAACGUCGUGUUUCACACGGAUCAGUAUACGCGAUUAUGAAUUGUGAGCAGCGUUUCCAUUUCCAUUUGCAUUUGCAUUGUUCAGACUCGGCGAUCGUGAUGCUUUCCGCCUGAAUACUUACGGUAAGGACGCCGGUCACGGUGCUGACUACUUCCUGUCAUCCG